This is a messenger RNA of Letharia columbiana, 732 nucleotides long. RefSeq lists its product as uncharacterized. NCBI's taxonomy places the organism in Eukaryota, Fungi, Ascomycota, Lecanoromycetes, Lecanorales, Parmeliaceae. Gene Ontology annotation, molecular function: RNA binding. The coding region runs from base 1 to 732 and encodes 243 amino acids. The transcript has 3 exons. The record is from RefSeq and is a predicted model, not a curated record.
AUGGGAUCAGACUUGAAGCGAAAAGAAGCUCGAAAGAGGAAGUUCGAAGGCCAGCACAGCGAAUCUUUACUUGAUGCGGGCGUCAAAUCGGGCUUGGAAGGCACAUCAGCCGGCGGGCCACUACAGAAGAAGUCAAAUCAAGCGCCUCCACCACCAUCUUCUUUAGAAAGAAUUCCUACGGCUGAGAAGAUUGCGACUCGCAAGGUUGCGGUCGUAGACGAGUCCACGGACCAGGGGAAAGAAGAAGAAUCAGCAACCCAAAAGGCCCAGAGAUUCAUCGUCUUCAUUGGCAAUCUACCUUACACUGCAACGGAUGAGUCAGUAAGCAAGCAUUUUGCGAAGAUCAAUCCUAAAUCAAUCCGUCACCGCAAAGAAAAAGGUACAGAAAAGUCUAAAGGCUUCGCAUUCCUGGAAUUUGAAGGGUAUGAUCGAAUGAAGACAUGCUUGAAACUUUACCACCAGUCCGAUUUCGAAGACGGGGAAUCUCCCGCGAGGAAGCUGAAUGUGGAGCUAACGGCCGGCGGUGGUGGGGGUAAAAGCAAGGACCGGAAAAGUAAACUUCGAGCGAAGAACGAAAGACUGAAUGAACAGCGAAAGCGAAGAAAUCAAGAAGAGGAGAAACGAAAAAAGGUUCCACAGAAAGAUUCCCAACCUACACAUGCGCUGGGCAACAACGGCGAUAUACACCCAAGCAGGAGGAGCAGAGUAGCCACAGACUCGCUUAAUCUUUGA